AUGGACUGCGCUCUCGCAAAUAUGGAUAUCAACACAAAAUUCUCCCAUCACCAAUAUGCCUUUUCGACAAACAGUAUUCCCACCUACGCGAACAGGAACACCACCUCGUACUACGUAACAGAUGAAGAUCCCACAGCCCAAGGAAACGAUAUAGCUUACCCUCGCUAUUCCCCAACAUUUCAACCCUGGAGGAGGCAACAAGCGCAGAGUUCUCUCUCAUUCAUUCCUUCGACAUCUCCUCGCCCGGAGCAAACUGAGUACACGGCGCAGCCCAAACGAUCAACAGAGCGGCUAUCUGCCACUCCCGCCUCGCCAUUUCGGUCUGUGCGCAGGAUGAAGCAACCCUUUCAACUGCGCUUACCAUCAUCUCCAUCGGUGGAAAGCAUCCAGUCCGCGGCCAGAGAGUCCAGGCUAUCGCGACCUCCAUCCGGAAAUCAAGCGCUGCGGACUAGUCGCUCAUACCAGCACAUUACGAAGACAAAUAUGGAAGCAUUUGGACUGCUUCCAAGUCCUCCUCUAUCAGACUCGAGGGAGUCACAGCCCUCGCCGUCUUCCGCAUAUUUCUCCCCCAAGCCGGACUCAGACCUAGACACUGACCAUGGGACCCCUAAGAGUAGCGUAUAUACGCCAACGACAAUUUCGAGUGAGGUCUACAGCACCCACAGAAACGACCCGACUCCAAAAAGAGCAGGGGACACAACAAAUGUACACAUGGCACAUUCCAACUUGAUGAAGCAAUAUAGCACCAACGACGGAAAAUGGACUCCAGUAUCUACUGCUUCCCCGCAUGCUUUCGAGAAGAGAACAUUUUCCGGUUCUUCCAUAGAAACGCAGCGGAGUCGGUCAGGAACCGUAUCGAGUGAAGGAAGCUGGGUCCCAAGUAACCUUUCGUACUGUGAGGACUGGCUCCAAAGAGCUCCCCUGGAAUUCGAGACUACCGGAGAAAAGUCGAAGGAAAACAACAGAAGAAGAAUACAGAUAGUUCAACAGAGCCCUCCGCCACCUGAACGGAAACGCGAGAUGAAGGCUCCUGCGGACGAACCAGUGAUGUUUGCGGUGGCCAGCAAAACCAAGCCAAAGCUGGUUGACAUUUCGCGACAAUCUUCUCCCGCCAUGAGCUGCUCCAUUCCAACCCCACCUCAGCCACCAGUGCCUUCAACACCGGAUCUAGGCCAUCAAGAAAUAUCUGCCUUCAGCCCCGACACACCAUUGGAGAUGUCAGACAGCGGAUAUUCUACUACUGAUGCAUCUUGUGAUUCCCCGGGUGACACUAAGCCGGACAAGGAGGAUGGCUUCAUCCAUGUAAGCUCAGUAGGGAGCAUCAGUGACACCGCUAUCCGCGAUAAGCCAAUGCGCAGUGUUGCAUCGCCAAAAUCACCUCCACGGCCAGAUGCAGCGUACAAAGCUAACUCGCCAUCAAAGCCUCGGCGACCUGUGCCCUCAUCUGACACGGCUGAGAAUGGCGAGUUGAAGAAAUGGUGGGAUCAUGAAUGGGCAAUGGAUCAGCUGGAACAUUCGAUCAAGGAAUUCCCACGCACCAUGCUUAGAUUGACAUCCCCGGUCAUUAUACUCGUUCGUCAUAGUGACGAAAAGGACAUCCUGCGGAGGUUUCGCCAAAUCUUUCCAGAUGCCGCAGAAAAUCUAUUAGAUGGUCUAUGUGCAGCACUAAUAGCGCGGAACUACGUGCUGUCGUUAGCAUCAUCUAAACGAAAAACCGCAAACCAUGGUCAUCGCCCCACCCUGUCUCGUCUUGACACCGUCCCCGAGAGAGCGAGCGCUAUGUUAUGUACACCGCUUGCCCCGUCAUCGCCAUCGCGAGUCAGAGAUAGGGUAUUGGGGUCGCGGAGUGGAGAGCUCAACAAAAACUUAGACCGAAUAAUUGACGACCUUCUGUUUGCUAUAUGUCGCAAGCACGACGCAACCCUAAAGUCCGCUGUGCUCGUUUUAACUCAGGUCCUGGAGACCAAAGCCUAG
Aspergillus pseudotamarii is the source of this 1974-nucleotide messenger RNA. RefSeq lists its product as uncharacterized. The coding region runs from base 1 to 1974 and encodes 657 amino acids. The transcript is spliced from 3 exons. Lineage: Eukaryota; Fungi; Ascomycota; Eurotiomycetes; Eurotiales; Aspergillaceae. The record is from RefSeq and is a predicted model, not a curated record.